Messenger RNA from Paraphaeosphaeria sporulosa, 1112 nucleotides. Its product is annotated as 2-dehydropantoate 2-reductase. The transcript has a single exon. Bases 21 to 1043 code for a protein of 340 amino acids. The record is from RefSeq and is a predicted model, not a curated record. NCBI's taxonomy places the organism in Eukaryota, Fungi, Ascomycota, Dothideomycetes, Pleosporales, Didymosphaeriaceae. Gene Ontology annotation, cellular component: cytoplasm. Gene Ontology annotation, biological process: pantothenate biosynthetic process. Gene Ontology annotation, molecular function: 2-dehydropantoate 2-reductase activity.
ACGCGUCUUCCAUCAUCUCAAUGCCUACCGAAAUCCUCAUCGUCGGCGCCGGCGCGAUUGGAGCUUUCUAUGCGUCGCGGCUCGCUCGCGUCCCCGAAGUCCACGUCUCGGUAAUCUGCCGCUCCAACUACAAAGCUGUCAAGGCGCACGGCUUCCAAGUGACGUCGCCGCAGUACGGGGAUUACACCUUCACACCGACGCGCACCUUUGCGAACCCGGAUGAAGCGCGGAACAGCAGGACACAAUGGGACUACAUUGUCGUCAGCACGAAGGCUCUGCCAGACGUGAGCGACGACUCGGCGAUCCUGGAGGGGCUGGUCGGCGACAGGACCGCCAUUGUGCUGAUCCAGAACGGGCUGGGCGUGGAGCAGCCGUACCAGGCAAGAUUCCCGCGUGCCGCCAUCUGCAGCGCCGUCACGAUUGCGAGCUGCGCGCAGACGAGCCCGGGCCAGAUCAAGCACAACCGGUGGACGCGCAUAAACAGCGGGCCAUACCUGCCGCACCUCGACGUCGGAAGCGCAGGAGCCUCGGAUGCACAGGCCGUGGAUAAGAACGGCGCCUUCAUCGCAUUGUUGCAGGAGGGCGGCAUCAAGGACGCCGAGGCCUACGACCACGCCAAGCUGCAGCUCGUGCGCUGGCACAAGAUCGCCAUCAACGCCUCCAUGAACCCGUCGUCUGUGCUCGCAGGCGGAAUCUCGAACAACGCCAUGUCCAAUGACUCCGAGCUCGCAAGACACCUGCAGGGCGUCAUGGAAGAGGUCUUGGACACAGCGCCAAAGGUCCUGGGCAAGCCGUUCCCAAAGGAGUUCGCGACGCCCGAGCGUAUACUGCGGAGCACGCAGAAGAACACGAGCGGCAGCAAGCCCAGCAUGGCGCUGGACUGGGAACAGGGCAAGACCAUGGAGCUGGAAGUCAUACUCGGCAACCCAAUCAGGAUUGCCCGCGAGAGGGGAUUCGAGAUGCCCAGGAUGCAGACACUGUACGCAUUGCUGCGGAUGGCUCAACAGACGCGAGACAAGGCGAAGCAGAAGAGUAGAUUAUAGCCAGCUCGAACCGUUCUUGGCCAACAGCCAACUCUAUCUUGUGUCCAUGCAUGUCUAUGUCGAAAGUCU